Lachancea meyersii CBS 8951 is the source of this 1515-nucleotide messenger RNA. NCBI's taxonomy places the organism in Eukaryota, Fungi, Ascomycota, Saccharomycetes, Saccharomycetales, Saccharomycetaceae. The record is from the annotation of a GenBank genome assembly.
AUGCGUAAGCGUAUUAACAUUGAGAAUGCUAUUGAGUUUCUGCGAGGUAGAGUGUACCUUGGUUCGUACGACCACACUCCCCAAGACACGGAUGAGAUAGUAUUUUUCACUGUUGAAGAUAUUUUGUUCUACAACCGAUUUCAUUUAGAUUUCGGACCACUGCACAUUGGCCAUUUGUAUCGCUUUGCUGUGAUAUUUCACGAAAUUUUGAAUGAUCCUGAUAACUCCGGCAAAGCUGUGGUGUUUUACUCAUCUACAUCAACUCGUCAAAGAGCAAAUGCAGCGUGUAUGCUAUGCUGCUACAUGCUUUUGGUUCAGGGCUGGACGCCGCAUCAGGUGCUACAACCACUAGCGCAGGUGGAUCCUCCAUUCAUGCCUUUCAGAGAUGCAGGUUAUUCAAAUGCGGAUUUUGAGAUUACCAUACAAGACGUAGUUUUCGGCAUUUGGAGGGCAAAGGAAAAGGGAUUGGUGAAUCUCAACGCGUUUGAUCUAGAGUCAUACGAAAAAUACGAGAGAGUUGAAAAUGGGGACUUGAACGUGCUAACGCCAGAUUUUAUCGCGUUCGCGUCACCUGAGGAGGACGUUCAACACAGGACUUCCAACUCCAAAUCACACCUGAACAACUCUUUCCGUUCAGUUCUCAAGUUUUUUUCAGAGAAUAACGUCCAACUGGUUGUCAGACUCAAUUCGCACCUGUACAACAAAAAGCACUUUGAAGAUAUUGGUAUUGAGCACGUAGAUCUCAUUUUCGAGGAUGGGUCGUGUCCCGAUAUGUCAAUAGUACACAACUUCGUCGGUGCAGCGGAGACGAUCAUAAAACAGGGUGGGAAAAUAGCCGUCCACUGCAAGGCAGGGCUUGGGAGGACUGGCUGUCUAAUCGGCGCGCAUCUCAUCUAUACUCAUGGCUUGACAGCAAAUGAAUGCAUAGGCUUCUUAAGGUUCGUUAGACCAGGAAUGGUGGUAGGGCCUCAACAGCAUUGGCUGUAUUUGAAUCAGCAUACUUUUAGAGAAUGGAGAUACACUAUGAAGCUAGGGCUGGAACCAAGUGAUGUCAUUGGGGAUCUCUAUCCCUUGGUUACUGUUGAAGAAUAUCGACGUCAGAAAAAGGCUAGAAAACCCGGCAAGAAAAACUUAGAAUACAACGUCAGUGAUUAUACUGUUGAAGAUCAUACAGUGACUCCGCCUGGAUCAGCACAAAAAGUCUUAGUCCAGACGACCACUGCAGUGCCUCAGAACUCGCCGGGUCAGCCAAGAAAGGGCCACAAUGGGAGCAACAGAGUAGAAAGUGUCAAGCAUUUGAAGGAACUGGUAGGAAACAAUAGUGACGACGAGUCCAUGCAAGUUGACAGUAGCCACGGGAGCGCAAACAAGCGGGGUGGACCAACCUCUCCAGAAGAUGACGUCGCCUUGCGGCAGUUGUUGCCUAAAAACAGGCGUGCCGUGUCUAGCGGUAACGGCAGAAGAUCCGCAAGUGGGGCAGGCGUAAGAAAAGUCUCAGGUACCGUUAAAAGAUAA